AUGGCGGCCCAGAGACUGAGGCCAGAGGAAGAUGACCAUGCGAAGGGGCGGGGCCAGCAGGGUGGUGAGGAGAGGGGCCAGCUGUACAGCCAGACCCCGAGCCUGCCUGGACGAGGCUCAGGCUGCCUGCCUGCAGUUCCCUGUGUGGCUGGGCACUGCCGCGCAGCCUCGGGCAACUCACACCACAGCCCUGAGCCUCCUUUCCUUGUCUGCCUCGAUUUCUUUUCUGUUCGGUGGAGGUUACAGACGACCCGGAGCCAAGAAAACCCCAGUCCUCAAGUAGCUGUGCGGCACGCCAGUGCGGGCCCUACCUCCCCAGCAUCGGACGCGGUCAUGCCGGGGGAGCAGCCCCGCAGAGCACCACCCGCAGGCAUGACCACGGACCUGCCACCCUGCCGAGUCGCCGGCGGUCUGGGGGACCCCUCCCUGCACGCCCUCCAGGACUGCUCCCCGGCCGGCACAAGGGAGAUGGGCAGCAAAGCCCGGACCAGGGAGCCCCCCAAGGCCCCCCCGAGGCAGGCUGAGGAGGCAGAGUCCGAGGCCUCGCGCCUGAGGGGCCAGGCCCUGGGCAGCCCCCCCAGGAAGGAGAGCGGCCCUCGGGUCCCACCGGGGAGGAGCCACACCCCCGCUCACACGUGGCCGGCCAGCCGGGCAGCCAGCAGCCCCCCACCGCUCUACAGCCUGGGGACGGACCAGGCCUCCCACAGCUCAAAGGCAGAGGCCCCCCAGGGCCGAGGGACUGCAACCCAGCCCAGGCCCAGCCUGCCCAGGGCCAGGUCCCUGCCCGUCCCUGAGGAGCUCAGCUUCCAGGAGGCCCCUUCCAGCUUUACCUCCACCGACUGCACCUCACCACGCAGCACCCCUGGGCCUCCGCCCCUUCGGACCCCCCAGAGCAGAGGCACCAGCCCCUGCAGACCCGCCUCCCUCUGCCAGCCCCAGCCCCAAGCAGCCAGCCUCUGGCCCACUGCUGCUGAGAGCAACUUCCCAGGUGUUCAUUUUGGGGUCCCCUCUGCUGAGCUGGAACCCUUUCCUGAAGGCAGAAGGCCUGGCAGUCCCAGGGGGAGCCCCUUCAGGUACCCUGCCCCAGCCCACUCUCCGCCCGGGGCUGACACGGAGGCCUUGGCUGGAAGCCUGGCUGGGCGGGAGCCGGCCCCGGGGCCGCUGCUGCUGACCUUCCACCCGCCCGUGGGAAUGUGGGCCGAGGCCGCCGGGGGCCCCGGCCCUGCCUACCUGCCACCCUCUCGGCCUGCCCAGAGCCUCCUGCCCGGCUACCCUGGCCAGACGGCUGGCCACGAGGCCCCUGCCCCCCUGGAAGGGGGGCCCUCCCCCUCCACUGCCGCUCACUUGUCCCCAAGCCCCUUCCCAGACAGUUUGCACAAGAGCCUGACCAAAGUCCUUCCUGAGCGACCCCCUCCAGCCCAUGAAGGGCUGGGCCUCCCCAGGGGCCCCCCAAACCCUCUGUCCCUGAAGUACUUCGCAGGGAAGCCCUACGGGGCCAAUGGGGUGGACACCAGCCCGGGGCCUCUGGACAUAGAGCUCCCCGUCCCCGGGCCCCCAGCCAGCGGACUGCCCCCGCUGUGGGACCCCACGGUGCCCUACGCGGCCCGGGCCCCGGGCCUGCCGGCAGCAGUGAAAGCUGCGUUCUUCGAAGGCCAGCUCCACCCCGGCCAGCAGUACUGCCUGCCCCACCACACCCCCAUGUCUUGGCCCACAGUACUUCCAACCUCCAGGCCAAGCCCCCAUCAGAUGGGGGUGCUGAGCCAGCUACCAUUCUCUGGGGGGGGGCCCAAGUGGCCUGGGGACAGCCAGGGGGCCCCGGGCUCCACCAGCACGGUGCCCAGUCCUGGGGAAUCCCUAGUAGCCGCGAGCCUCAGCCCAGGCCAGCCCGGCGGCUCCCCAGGCCUGCUCAGCUGCAAGAGGCCGAACGACCCCGGGGCCCGGCCGCCGUUCUUUGGGGGAACCCAGCCCCAGGUGUCCCCCCGAGGGGCCCCUGGCCUGCCCCCGCCUCACGCGGUGGGGGCUUCACCCAGCGAGUCUCCCCUGCCCUCACCUGCCACCCACACCGCGGGCAGCAGCACGUGCUCUUCCCUGUCCCCGCCAUCCAGCAGCCCGGCCAACCCCAGCUCAGAGGACAGCCAGCUCCCCGGCUCUCUCCCGGCCUCUGCCUUCUUCCACGCCCCUGCCCACUCCCAGGAGACCUGCAGCCCCUUCCCGUCCCCAGAGCCACCCCAAGCCCUCGCCACCCACUACCAGGCCUUCCCCUUCCGGGAUGAUGGGCUGGGGACCGAGGGCACCUUUCAGGGUCUGGAGGAGGGGCCGGGGGUGGGCGGGGCCGGGCUGCAGGACCGCCUUCAGGGCCCCGCCCCGUACCUCACCCUGAGCAGCGCCAGCCUGGACCAGCUGGACGUGCUGCUGACCUGCAGGCAGUGUGACUGCAACUACAGCAGCCUGGCCGCCUUCCUGGAGCACCGGCAGUUCUGUAGCCUACGGCCGCCCCGGACCACCCCAAAAGUGCCUGCUGACACGGGCCCCGGCCCGCUCAGCCACAGCCAGGCGGCCCCCUUCCUGCUGGCGGAGGGCAGAGAGGACCCCCUGAGGACAGGCCUCCUGCCUGGCCUGGCCACGGCCCCCUUCCCACUCCCUGCCUCUGACCUGGACCUGGAAGACGACGCCAAGCUGGACAGCCUCAUCACGGAGGCGCUCAACGGCCUGGAGUACCAGGCAGACAGCCCAGAGCUAGACAGCAGCUUCAUUGAUGUCUUUGCAGACGAGGAGCCUUCCAGCUCCAGGGCGGCUGGCCCCGGGCAGCCCCCCAGCUCCCGGGCCGGAGCAACUCCGGAGGACGGCGUCCAGUCCCUGCUCGCGGCUCCAGCCGCUGCCUCAGAGCUCCGAACCCCCGGCCCUGGGGACAGAAACUGGCCAGCCCCAAGCAGGCCCAAAACCCGCUCCCUGAGCCUGGCCGCCUCAGAGUUGGCCACCAGCCCCGCCAGGCCACAGAGGAGAGGGAAGCAGUUGAAGUUGUUCCAGAAAGACCUGGACAUGGCCAAUAGCAGCACCAAAGGGCCGGCCAGGGCCAUCUGCCUGAGACCGAGGAGGAGGGGUCGCAGUGCCGACCGGGUGGCCCCCUGCCCCAGGGACCUCAGAACUCAGCCUGGCAAGGGCCCUGCAGACUCGGACCAGCAGGUCCCUGCAGGGACCAGGAGCUCCAAACGCCCACGCCUGCCCCCCGGAAAGGACCCCAGGAAGAGAAGGGUGCGGGGCGGCUCGUGGAGCAAAGAGUUCAUCCACAAGAUUGUCCAGCAGAAAAACAAGCGCUACCGGCGGCAUGCCCCACACGGCCGGGGGUCGCAGGGGCCCCCACUUGCCGGACGGCACCGGCCCAGCGCCCAGGAGAGCGGCCUUGGGGCGCAGGGCUGCGCCUCUGACUCCGAGGAGGAGGAAGGCCUCCGGCUGCAGGGUCCAGGCUCCAGAGGCCGCCCGCGCCCUGGCCGUCGGCGGGGCCACCGAGCCCACAGGCAAAGGGAAGAAAAGUUAACCCGGGGCCCCCAGGAGCUCACGGGGCAGGAGGCUGGGAACCCAGAGGAGACACACAGCACACGACCAAGCCUGGACGCUGGAGACACCCCUGUGGAAAAAGGCCCUGAGCAUUCUGACCGCCUACCAGUGGUUCCUGCCAGUGCUGAGCCCCUAGAGGAAACCCAGCCAUCCCUGGGCCUCACUCCGGAGCCCCUAAAACCUGAAAGGGCUGCAAGCAUACGCCCUGACACUGUGAAGCCCGGAGAGGUGACCAGUCCUCCAGCGCCCCAGGGGAAGGAAAGCCCUAGGGGUCCCCAGCCCAGCAGGGACAGGCCAUCGGGGAGCCGCACCCACGCACUGCCCAGCCAGGGGUUGCCCACACCCAGUGCGAGAGCCCUGCUGGACCCCUCUGCCUGCACAGAGCUCUGCAUGGUCCAGGACGGAGAGGCCUGCUCCAUCCAGCCAGGAAGUGGCCUGGUGCCCACUGCCAACACCACAGCCACUCCACGCCCUCAGCCGAGCGUCACGUGUGUGAAGGACUCUGCAGUUGGCUGUAAUCCUGUGCACUUUAACAGAGACUCCAUGGGGGUCCCAGCUGCCCCAAAGGGGUCCCGAGCCGGCAGCGGAGCCCUCCCAGGCUGGUCCCACACACCCACGGACGGGGCCGGCUGUCUUCCUGAAGACCUGUAUUCCACCGGCCCUUUAGCUGUCCACACCGGCAGCCCCUCCUACCUUGGCUCAGAGGGAGUGGAUACCUUUGAGCCACAGGAACCGGAACCACCAAAGAGCGCCUGCUGUGCAGCCCAGAGGGACCUGGACAGAGCCCGGUCACCCCUGGCCUUGGCGACUAUGUCCCUCUUCUCAGGGCCGCCUGAGGAUGGAUUCGACCUGGCUGCAAACAGGGACACCCACAGGUCACUGGCUCAUGCCAGCCCCCUCCCAGGGAAGCCACUGAUGGAUGCCCUCUGCCCCUCGUUUCUGCUGCUGGAAGCGGAGCCCCCCGUGCUGCCGAGCCAGCGUCUGGACAUCCCAGCGGGCGAGGCGUGCGGGGAGACGCGUCGGCCUCUGUGCAGAGGGACGCUCCCUCCCAGCCCUGCCCCCAUGCCCGGGAAGGGAAUCGAAUGCAGCGCUGCCUUCACGAGCGAUCUGUGGGAGGACGAACUAGAGAUCAAAAGAUUGGUCACAGAAUUAGAAAGCCAGCUACCUAGAAGAGCGGGCGUGCCCGUGAUCGCUGGAGAGGCUGAGGAAGCCGCGGGUGCAGACGGGCGCGGACCUGGCCCGGGCCCGGGCCCAGGGCCGGCCCCCCAGGCCGCCUUGCCUCUCAGGGCCGCACUCCGGGCAGUUGGCCUUCCCGGGCUGGGGGAAUCGAGCCCACGCUGGGAAGAGGCUCUCAGAAGUCCCCACGGCCAAUGGCCCCGUCCAGACACAGGACACGCAGCUUCUCCUCCCCGCACUGACUUUACCCCAGCUUUGGGGGCUCCUUUUGACCCUUCCACGGAUAGCCUCGGCUCUCGGGCCGCUCAGGAGGCCGGUGUCCCCCAGAUGGAGAGGGGCAGCAGGCGCCCCUCAGGUGGCCGUCUGCCCGACUCCGGCAUGCGAGAGGAACCCCUGUCCCGUGCCGGGAGUUCAGCCAAGGGCAAACCCAACAGUGAACUUUUAUUUCCUAAAACCAACAGAACUACCAAGAUGCAAAGCAAGGUGUCCACAGCCCGGUCCCGCUGUCCACCCCAGGGAGGGGAUCCCUCACCACCCUGCAAGGCCGGGCAGCCCCGGCGGGACCUCCGUCUCCCAGAACCGGUUGGACACGUGAUGCCCGAGGUGGUGCUCUGGGGCCAUGGGGGAGCACUUCCAGACACAGCCCCACCUCCAAGCGCCUGCCCCCACACCCCCUCUCCGGGCAGAGCAGGGGAGCCAGAGAGAGCCACACACCACCCCGGCUUCGAAGGUGAAGACCUGGUACCAGCCGGGCCCCCCCAGCCUGUCCCUCAGUUCUGCCCUGCGCAGAGUCCUGCCUGGGUGCCUGAUUCGGGCCCCCGCAGGAGGCCCUGGGACCCAGCCUCCUGCUACGUCUGUCCACUCCCGGUCCUAGGCACCAGAGGUGGGGACACAAAAGACGCCCAGGCCCCCCAGGUCCCCCUUGGGCAGCCAGCUGGGGGUGCCCAGGGCCCACGCCCCAGGGGCCCCUCGGAUGGAGGAGGAGACCGUGAGAAAGGAGGUUCCCCACAGCCUGCCCAGAACACAGCUGUCCCUGCAGUGUCCAGACACCAGCCCGAGGCGGAUGGACAGAUGGACUUGCCAGGCUGCGCUGAGAAGCCUGAGGCCCAGCGAGAAGGCAGCCCGGGGCGGUCGGGUAACCAGAGAGGCUCCAGAGAAGCACAGCUCCUCACCAAGCUCGAGACGGGUCCCGAAGGCCCCGCAGGCAGCCCGGCCAGGAACAGCCACGUGCGGGAGGCGGGCAGGCUGGGCUCGGGCUCCCCAGGGCCGGCCAGGGCCCCCCCAGGCCCCACCUCCUCGGGCCCCGCAGUGGCUGAAGGCAGAAUUCUAGAGACCGUGACCAGCCCAGGCCUCGCCGGGCAGCCGCUUCAUGGUGGUGAGAGACCGGCAGCCCCCCCCAGAGACCCGGACACGUGUGCCCCCGCACCCACUUCCCUGGCCAGCCCCGCUUCCCGUGGCCCACAGCUCCCGCCCUGGGGAGAUCUUCCCUCUGCCCCUCCCCGAGUUGCAGUAGCCUCAGGGGAACUGAGGGACCCUCCCAGCUCCCCACAUCCGCCGGCCAGCCCUGCCUCCAGUCCUGCCUGGGUGCCUCUGGAAGGAACAAACCGUGUCCAGCCCCCCACGAGGGAUCCCCUGUCUUUGAUGAGAAGCCACCGUGAUCCUGCCAGGAUCCUGCCUUGCCACUGCCUCCUGCCGGCUAAUGGCCCCGAGGACCUUCCCACAGGCCAGCCUGGCCUCGUGGACACCUUAGGCCCCACAAGACACGGGGGUGACGGCACACUGAUGACUCUAGAAGAUUCUAGAAGAGAGGAGCUGGGGAGGACACUUGCCCAGGACACUGCCCCUCCCCCGAGGAGGGCUGUCUCUCCAGGCGCGGCUGUCCGGGCUGCUGGCCUGUCAGGCAUUCCCACCCUAGAGGGCACAGAGACCCCUGGGGGGCCGGUGGCGCCGAACCCCCACUUCAGGAGGGCCCCACUGCCCACCACCGCUGACCCGACUCCCAAGGGCCCUGCCUCAGGCCCCCCGAGGAACACCCCCGGCCCGGAUACCUCCACUGUACCCAUGGACCUUGCCAUGCCGGGGACCACAGGGUCAGGCCACGGCCUGGAAGCCGAGGUGGCGGCUGGUGGCGGAAGCCAGGGAGGCCUGGGCACACGUAGGAUCGCAUGUGCGGUGGCAGAGAUGCCGAGGGCCAGCACCCGAAGCCCCACGGCCAGCUCCUCUCCCCCAGGGCUCCAGCCGUCCCAACAUGCCUCCGCCGGGGACCCUCUCCCGAGCCUCAUCGCUGUCUCCCAGAAGCCCCUCAGUCCCAAACGGAGGCCCCGUGGCUUUAAAAGGAAGGCUGAGCCUAUGGAGAAAGGCCAGGGGAGAGGCCAGGCCCCCGCAGAGCCGCCAGUGACCUGUGAGGUCUGCUCUGCCCGCUUCUGCACCGUAGCUGGCCUGAGUAGACACAGAGCCAGGAAGCACCGGCCCCGGGAGCUCGCCUGCCCCCCUCACGCCCCCAGGGCUCUGGAGCCCACUGCCCAAACAUGCAGGGCUCCCAGGAAGAGAGGCCACAGGGCACCCGGGAAGGCAGGGCCAAGGUCCCCGCCAGCGGGCCCCAGCCACCGGCCUGGGCCGGCUCCUGCGGACAUGCUGGGUGCUGGGACAGCAGAGGCAGCUCCUCAGAGGGGGUCCGGGGGGGCCGGCGCGCCCCUCAGCCAGCCGCAGCCACGCUCCAGCCCAAGCGGACAGCGGAAGGGCGUGAACACCCCAGUCGCAAAGCCCAGCAGACCAGGGCCGCUGGAGGCCAACAAGUUCCACGCCAGAAAGGCAGAGCAAAGAGAAGGCCGGAGGCAAGCGGGCGAGCCCACCGCUGCUCCCCGCCACCCGGAGAGGACACGGAAGAAGCAAGCCGGGGCACCGAGGGCAGGGAGACCCCGGGAGCUGGGCAGUCCCCAAGCCUCUGCCUGUGGCUCUGCAGGCGUCACCCACUCAGAUCUGCUGACAGCAACUGGCCAGCAUCCUGUGAGCGGCCAGGCGUCCCCGGAGGGACGGCGGGCAGCCGCAGUGGGGCCUCUGCCUCGCUCAGCACCGGAGGCCCAGGGACCGGAUGGCGACGCAGACCGGGGCCUGGGGCCUCUGCGCCCACCAAGGUCUCCUCAAGGGUGGUUGGAGGGCAGCUUGCCGCAGGACCGGCCAGUGGGGCGGAAGGAAGUCACGGCUGGGCAGUUGGAGGCCACGCGCGAGGCCGGGGACCUGGGCACCCGCAGAGCGCUUCUGCAGGCUGCCAGGAGCCCACAGGGGGACCGCAGCAGAGACCAGGGAGGACUGCACGGUGGCCCGGGCCCUCCUGAGGCAUCCGGUUCUGCAGCGGCCAGCACUGCUGGCCAAAGCCUCCCGGCCACCCCAGACACUGAGGGAGGGGCUCAGGAGCUUGCAGGCAUCGCCGCCCAAGCCCCCAGCCCGGGGCGCGGAGACCCUCUGAGCAUGUUCGAUGACGAGCUGUCCUUUUCACAGCUUUUCCCCCUGGGCGGCCGCCUGGCCGGGAAGAAGAGCCCCCGGGUCUAUGGAAAGUGCUGCAAGAGGCCGCAGCACCCCCUGCCUGCCCGGCCCCCCGGCUGGGCGGAGGACCGCCCCCUGCCGGCCUCCCCCCGGCUGCCCACAGACCUCAGUGACUCAGGCUCCCUCUGCCUCUCCCAAGAGGACCUGUGGGAUGACCACAACGAGGCCGUGGGCCUUCCCGAGCCCUUCUUCACGGAUGGAUUUCUGACCCAGGUGCCUGGCCUUGACCCCUGGCCCCCCAGCCUCGGCCUGUGGACCUUGGAGCCCAGCAGAGUGGAGGAGGGGCCCUCCCACCUCUCCAAGGAGGAGGAGGAGGAAGGGGAGGAGGAGGAGGAGGAGGAGGAGGAGGGGGAGGAGGAGGAGGAGAAGUGGCCGGAGGCCAUCCCUCGCCUGCACAUGGUCCCAGCGGCCUGGCGAGGCCUGGAGCUGCGGGGCCCCGAGGAGACCCCUUCCUCGCUUGGGGAUGCGAGCCCAGAGCCCCCAAACCUGGAGAGGGAGCACGUGGAUGACGGGCUCCCUGGGGACUCGGGCAUGCUCCCCCUGCACGCCAAGGGCCUGGAGGUGCUCAGCUCGCAGCUAGAGAUGCAAGACCUGCGCUUCCUGGGCUCCUGCGACGACCUCGCGGGCCUUCUCAGCCCAGGUCUGCUGGACUUUGAGGCCACAGCAAACUCCCAGGGCCCAGGGAGCGGGGAGAGGGAGGUGGUGGCUGGGGCGGGCCAAGGGCCAGGCGGACGCCGGGCUGCACCGGGCAGGAAGGCCUCCCAUGAGUGCCCACUGUGCCUCCAGCGCUUCCGCGGCCUGGGCGAGCUGGACAUGCACGCGCUGGCACACGGGCCGGCGCCACCCCACACCUGCUUCAUGUGCGUGCAGCGCGGGUUCCGCUCGAGGGAGCUGCUCCGGGAGCACCUGCGGGAGAAGCACGUGCAGGCCGGGCCGGGCCCCUGGGCCUGCGGCAUGUGCCUGAAGGAGGUGGCCGACGUGUGGACGUACAACCAGCACCUGGGAGAACAUGCGGCCCGCUUUGCGCUCGCCGGGCGGCCGCUGCCACCCUCGGGGGACCUGCCCCCGUGCCUGGAAGAGGACAGCGCCUUCGCACACUUCCUGAACAGCAUCAUGGAGCAGACAUCGGAAUCGCUCAGGGCCGGGGGCCCCGGGGAAGCACCCAUGCCGAAAGGGGGAGCCGAGGAGACCCCAGGGGAAAGAGGAACGCCCAGGCCGUGCAGCACCUCCUCCAGCCAUGACAGAGCCCUGACACCUCCCGGGGUGUCAGCCGGCUGGGGCGGCCUGUCUGCUCUAGCCGGCACCUCUGCCACCCUGUCGGGCACCAGCAAGAUGUCCCCAAGCCUGUCCCCGGACCCAUGGUCCCACAGGGAGCACCUGCUCCAGGCCAUCCCAGUGCACCAAGACUGCAAGAACCUGCUGCGGGACUGCCACCACUGCGGGAAGCCCUUCCCCAAGCCCUUCAAGCUGCAGCGCCACCUGGCGGUGCACAGCCCGCAGCGCGUCUACCUGUGCCCCCGGUGCCCGCGGGUGUACGCUCAGCACGGGGAACUGCGGGCCCACUUGGGCGGGGAGCACGGGGUGAGGGAAGAGCGCGAGCUGCUGCACACACCGCUGUACACCUGUGAGCUCUGCGCCAACGUCACGCACGCCAUCCGCAGGUCCUUCAUCUGCAGCUCCUGCAACUACACCUUCGCCAAGAAGGAGCAGUUUGACCGACACAUGGACAAGCAUCUGAGAAGCGGCCAGCUGUCCUUUGCUCUCCGGGGUGCCAGGCGGCCGGGGGCCUCUGAGCAGAAUGGGGCCCCUGGGUGGGAGGCCUCGGCCUUUGAGGGGACACUGCCUAGCAAGCGGAGCAGGGUGGCAUUGCCCAGUGGCCAGCCAGGGCCCGGCAGGGCGGACCGGCCCCUGUCCCCGGGCAGCCCUGCCCUGAGCGAGCCUUCCAUCCUGCUCCUUUCCCAGAUCUUCCUGGAGGUAGAGUCCAGCACUGCCGAGGGGCAGCCCGAGACACAAGAGAGACCCCCCAGCCCCGCCAGCCCCGUGGGUCACCCAGUCAGGGAGGCCAGGCUACCUGCUGAUGGCCAAGAGCUUCUGCCCCGAUCUCUGUCUCCUCUCCCGGAUUCCCUGGCUGAUGGCAGAGGUGGCAGAAGGCUGGAGCGAGCCCUGCAGAGGCCCAGGGAUGGCGCCCCAGCCGGCAGCCCCGGGCCGCGGAAGCAGCCAGCUCUCCUGGAGGGAAAAGGGACUCCGCUCCUGCUGUCAGGGAAACGCCAGGGCCCAGGCACCCGGGGCCAAAGCGCCCCUGGCCCUCCUCCAGGGGACCCCUCCCUGCCCCACAGAAAGAAGCUGGGGCCCGUGGGUCCCAUGGUGCCUGAGGGGGGCGAGGGGAGGCUCUCCCACAAGGACCGCGCCCGCAAGCCAGAGCCCCGCCGCAGCUCACCCCCGGACAGGACACCCCAGCUCCCAACAGGGCCCGGGAAGCCUGUGGGGCGGGGGAGGCCGGAGCCCACAGGGCUGGCCCACAGGACGAAGCCCACCACCCCCAAAGCCAAGCCCAGACCCGGCUCCCACGGCAGUGGGGAGUCACGCCACAGCACCAAGACAGGGGGUGGCAGCCAGCCCCAGCCGGCCAGUGGGCAGCUCCAGAGCGAGACGGCCAUCACCCCAGCCAAGCCCGGCUGCCCCGGCCCGAGCCCCACACCAGCCCAGCCCAGGCCUCAAGCCCAGGCCAGGGGCUGCAUGAAGAGCCCCAGAGAGGCCAGCUAUCAGGGGCGUCGAGGUUGUCCAGGCCCCAGGGAGAAGAAAGGCCAGGCCCCGGAGCCAGCCAGGUGCGACCACGUGGGGAGCUCAGGUAGAGCCCCCUCCGCCCCUGAGAAGCCCCCCCGGGCCCCCCGGAAGCAGGCCACGCCCAGCCGAGUGCCCCCCGCCAGGCCCAGGCCGGGCAGCCAGAUGGGCAGGACCAGGCCCCAGCCAGCAGAACACCAGAAGGAGGGGCCCAGCCACACACCCAGGAAGGAAGCCCCAGGCAAGGCUUCCCCCCUGCCCAGACCCCACAAGAGGGGCAGACAUGCCCCCGAUGCUGAGCCCCGAGACCGCCGGACGGCUGAGUCCCAGAGCCACCUCCUCAGCCAGCUCUUCGGACAGAGGCUGACCAGCUUCAAGAUCCCGCUGAAGAAGGUCGCUUCUGAGGAGCCCGCCGGAGCCGCCUGCAGCUGA
Dipodomys spectabilis (banner-tailed kangaroo rat) is the source of this 11487-nucleotide messenger RNA. RefSeq names its product zinc finger protein 469 (gene Znf469). The transcript has 3 exons. The record is from RefSeq and is a predicted model, not a curated record. The coding region runs from base 1 to 11487 and encodes 3828 amino acids. NCBI's taxonomy places the organism in Eukaryota, Metazoa, Chordata, Mammalia, Rodentia, Heteromyidae.